GAGAGCGAGGUAGCUGGAUGGGAAAAAGGGAGUAGGGCAAUUACAAACAUGAACAAGCUGAAGUCCUCACAGAAGGAUAAAGUUCGACAGUUCAUUAUCUUCACCCAAUCUAAUGAGAAGACUGCAUUGACCUGUUUGUCACAGAAUGACUGGAAACUAGAUGUUGCCACAGACAACUUUUUCCAAAAUCCAGAUCUCUAUCAUUCAAAUCUAAAGGCAACAUUAGACAAGAAAAAGUUAGAACAGCUCUACAACAGAUACAGAGACCCACAAGACGACGACAAAAUCGGCAUCGAUGGCAUCCAGCAGUUCUGUGAUGACCUGGGCCUGGACCCAGCCAGUAUCAGUGUUCUCCUCAUUGCCUGGAAGUUCCGGGCCGCAACACAGUGCGAGUUUUCCAGACAGGAGUUCAUGGACGGGAUGGCAGAACAAGGGUGUGACAGCAUAGAGAAACUAAAAGCCCAACUACCAAAAAUGGAGCAAGAGUUAAAGGACCAAGGGAAAUUUAAGGACUUUUACCAGUUUACAUUUAACUUUGCAAAGAAUCCUGGCCAGAAAGGUUUGGACUUAGAAAUGGCAAUUGCAUAUUGGAAUUUAGUACUGGCUGGAAGAUUCAAAUUCCUGGACCUGUGGAACAAAUUUUUAGUGGAGCAUCAUAAACGAUCCAUCCCCAAGGACACCUGGAACCUCCUGUUAGACUUCAGCACAAUGAUAACUGAUGACAUGUCCAAUUAUGAUGAAGAAGGAGCGUGGCCGGUCCUCAUUGAUGACUUUGUGGAGUUUGCUCGGCCGCACAUUGGGACCAAAAGCACAGCUGUCUAGGUCUGCCCAAACUCGAAGGAACGUCCAUAUUUUUGUUUAUACAAAAACACAACCAAGGCGGUAAAACAGAACACAGGGGACUGCACUGAGCUGAGAUCUAUGUUGCCUUUUCCAAACCUCAGGACUGAGAUGUUUUACACAACAGACUAUAUAAAAGGCAUAUCUCCUCGUCAGUCGUCUUGUGGUGGUUUGGGCUUUUAUCUUUAGUAUGGGGCUUUUUUGUCUUGACUCCAGCCAACUGGAGAGGAGUCGCCAUCCUGGACCUUACAGUUCCUGUCCCAGUGUUUAGUUGACGCGGUCAAGGUUCAAGUGAGGCAAAUCGACACCCUGAAAAGACAAAUACAAUUGUAUCGUAUUCUAAACCCGGGGGUCCAUGAGGGAAUGUCAUUCUUUAAAUAUUAAAUUGAAUUUUAAUACUUUGUGUGCAUUCCUACUUUUGAAUUUUGUUUUAUGAGGUAUGUGUGUGUGUGUGUGUGUGUGCGCGAGUGAGUGAGUGUGAAAGACCAGUACAAAAACAUUGAUUGUAAUAUUUUUUGUUUUAACCAUAAUGCUAUUCCAUACACACAAAUGUAUAAUAAGGUAAUAAAUGUUUCAAUUUGG
Molecule: messenger RNA, 1422 nt
Organism: Esox lucius (northern pike)
Lineage: Eukaryota; Metazoa; Chordata; Actinopteri; Esociformes; Esocidae
Gene: dcun1d1
Product: DCN1, defective in cullin neddylation 1, domain containing 1 (S. cerevisiae)
Biological process (GO): positive regulation of ubiquitin-protein transferase activity; protein neddylation
Cellular component (GO): ubiquitin ligase complex
Molecular function (GO): ubiquitin-like protein binding; cullin family protein binding; ubiquitin conjugating enzyme binding
Source: RefSeq, marked provisional